CAGUGAAAAAAAGUGUUUUUCGUAUUUAACUAUUUUUAAUGACAUUGCAGAAAACGCUAAUAUUCUGAAUUCCAUAUUAGUUAUAAAACUUUAAUCAGUUUAGUGCAUUUCGGGGCGUACACUUGUGCGUUCUCUCCAAGAUUUCUUGGUGUAAUAUGGGUUGUAGUACAAUCGCCAUGCCUUUGUUAAGCACUUUGGCUGCUUUGGUGAUCAUCGUGCAUUCUGCUGAAGAGAACUAUGAGCGGCAACUCCAUAUGAUGAGGCCUCGGGCUUUGGAAGCAGAAACAAACUAUGAACAGCCAUGGAGGAUGCUAGAAAUGGGGCCUAUAAUGACGGAAUCUUCGCAUGUCACCCCGAGCGAGACAUGGGAUGAAGAAGACCCUGAACCAUCAAUGCGACGUAGAAGAGUACGCAAGCGAAAGCGACGACCACAGCUAAUCGAAGAAGACGACCUAAUACAUCAAGAGAGUGUAUAUACGUACGGUGAAGAACCUCAGCUUCAAGAGAAUAUAGAAAGACCAAGGAGACGACGAAAGAAAAUGGAUUUUCAGAACAACGACAAAGAAAGGCAAAGUAGUUGGAAUGAAGAAGCAAACAGACCAAAAAAAAGAAGAGGCCAGAAACGAAAAAGGCCUUUAGGAGAUUCUUGGCCGGAACUAAGCGAAUUCGGUGGAUACCGAGAACAAAUAGACAGUAGUGAAGAAACAGUCAAUAAAGAAAUACGAAACGAUAAUGUCCAUUACGACGAAAAUGAUUAUCAAAAGAACAUAAACGAAAAAUCUAAUAUGAAAGUACAAAUAUAUAAUUUUACAGAAAUCGAAGGCACAACACAAGCAAUAUCAAAUUACGGCAAUCAGCCCCAGGUGGUUGCAACGGAUGAGGAUACAUCUUUGUCUGAAUUUUCAAUAGAGUCAGUUAUGGAAAAAGAAAAUCUAAAUAAGACUAUAAUUGAUACACAGGAAAAAAUAAAAGACAAAGGAAUACUAUCACCUAAUAAUAACAAACCGGCUAAGGAUAAGGAGCCGAUAGAUCCAGUUGCGCUAAAAGCAUUAUUAAAAAAAUCUAAUGGAAAAAGUUUAAGUGAAAUACUUCAACAAAAUAACUUAUCCUUAGCUGACCUACUUCACGGUAGGCAGAAAGCUAUAUCCAUAUUAAAUAAAGAAAGUUUAUUUACAACACCAAAUGUAGGACAAUUUAGACACUCUAAAAAUAAUUAUUACAGUCCCAUUAGUUCUAAAGAAAAUACUGAACUAUUAAAUAAAUCAGAAAAGGAAGAAAAUGAGCAUUUAGAAAUUGAGACAACCACAUUGGCUACCACAACAGAUCGUAUGAUUGACAGAACUGAUUCUACAGAAACUAAUUACAAAAAUGAACAGGAGGAUUUAUUUAAAAUGAAUCCACAUGAAAAUGAAACGGUUGAAAACCCUAGAAGAGGUUAUUUGCGACGGCGAUUUCCUGGCGGCAUUCGUAGAAAGCUGCGUACAAGGCCGAGUGAAAACAAUACCUAUAAAGGUCAACUAAGCAGGGAUUUAAUAGCUUUGACUUCGAUGAAAUACAAAAAUAAUAGGAAUAUAUCCAAAUCUCGUGAAUGGAAGGGAAUCAUACCUUCAAUGAUGAAAGCAGAACCUACCAAACCAAAUACCAUACAAAUAGAGACUGAAACUGAAAUGAUACCUACAACUCCAUGCCCAUUUACCGAAACGACUACUGAAGUAAUAUAUGAAACUACAACUGACCUUUCUUAUUCAUCUAUGAACACAGAGCCAAUUGCUGAGGCAAGGGGUCGACUGGAAAAUACAGCUGAGUCUAAGAACACUUAUUUGGAGAUAGAAGGUAUUGAUGUAGCUCAAUUUACAUCUUCACCAUUAGAGUUCAAUACUGAGCAAGAAAAAGAGAUCAUAACAUAUAAACCAAGACCUUUGUCAAGUGUAAAACCUUCAAUGAAUGCAUCUGAUUUGAGACGACAAGCUUUAAACAACAGAUUAAAAAGAAAACGAGUGAAACAUAGGACUACAACUACUGAAAUACCUGAAGAACUUGAAAUAAAAGAUACAUUUGGUAAUGGCAAAUUCGUAUCCGCGUCCGAGUUUAUUACCAAAACACAAACAAGAACGACUAAUUCUGCAAAUGAGGAUGAUUUUAUGACUUUAGAAGAUUACUUGACUACCGAAGCUACACAACAUGUUGCAAUCCGUUAUCGAACUAAGAAGCCAAUGAAAACUAAAAAUAUUACACAUACCAUACAGAAGGCUUUAGUAACUGAAGAUAAUGCAAAAUUUGAAAUAGACGAAAUUCUUAACGACAAUCACACGAGUGCAAAGCUUUCAAAAAUACUUAAAGAAAGGAAUAUGACAUUGAAAGAAUUAGUAGAACACAGAGAGCGGGGAUCAAGUCAUGUUCAUUUAGCAGAUAUAUUUCACAAUGCUUCAAGAGAACCAAAUCCACCGGAACCUUUUCUAUCUAAGUCGCUAAUAGAACCAAUUUCUAGGGAGACGUAUCCCCUUAGAGCUUUACUAGAAGCAAAUAUAUAUGACCCAAGAACUACGACGAUCGAUCCAAGUGUACUCCAAAUAAAUAAUGCAAAUAUACCAGUAGUGAUGGAUUUUGGCAACAAUGUUAACGAAAACGGUGAAAAUAAGGGUAUACUGUCACUGUUUGAUAAUUAUAGUAAAAUAGAUACAGCUGAUUCAAAUUCUAGCAAAGACAGCGCAAAAAUAGGUAAAAUAAAGAAUGUUAGGACUAUUUAUGGUACUCAAGAAGUUGAAACUACAAGGGAAGCCCGUAUGCUGAACUCCGAAAAAGAUUCUGUUUCAUGGAAUGAUUUAAUAAAUUUAAUGCAAAAAAAGCAUCAAAAAGAAAAUAAAGAAAACGACAACUCCUUGGCAAGUGAUAUACCAAUCUCAGAGACACAACAGAAAAUAGAUCUAGAGGAAGAUGUGGAUGGUGAUGGUGUAAUAGUAUUGGAUGAUCUACAGCGGAUAAGAAAUAUAGAAAGAAAAACAUCUUCAGAUAAAUUGUUGGAGUUGAAGUUAUUUGAGAGAAAACACCCUCCAGAAUUAUCAAAUGAAUCAACUGUUAUGUUAAGUGAUACGAAAUCAGUAACAGUGGCUACUGCAAGCAUUAUCGGUCUAGCUCUCAUACUUUUUCUGUUAACGUAUGCUGUAUUGAAAUGGAAACAACAAAAUAAAAUAUUCCACACUAAACGCGCAAAAGAGGACGAAUUUGUACCGUCUCCUGUAUUCGAAAGUAGAAAAGGGCAUAAAAUUAACAGCAGCACUCGUAGUAAGAGCCCAAUGCUUGCAACAUCACAUAUUUAUUCAAUUGAUACUCUGGAUACCCAUGCAGGCUCUGAAUCACCCGAAUAUAUGUGGGAGACAUUAAGGAAACCCUUUCAGUAGAUAUCACAGACAUUUUACAUUAUUAUAAAACUGGACUGAACUUCACUGUCGAUUUAUUUAUUAUUUAUUUCUUGAUAAAUAGCGAAUAGUUUAACAUACUGAUAUGCUUUUAUAACUAGUUACCUGAUAUUACAAUAAGCUGUUUUCUAAUCUCUAUUUUGUUUUAA
Pararge aegeria (speckled wood butterfly) is the source of this 3565-nucleotide messenger RNA. RefSeq lists its product as uncharacterized. The transcript is spliced from 5 exons. The record is from RefSeq and is a predicted model, not a curated record. The coding region runs from base 156 to 3398 and encodes 1080 amino acids. Lineage: Eukaryota; Metazoa; Arthropoda; Insecta; Lepidoptera; Nymphalidae.